UACCAACAGAACUCAUUGGCCAGGAGGUGAGCUGCCCCACUCCCGGAUGCAAUGGAUCAGGACACAUUCGAGGAAAGUAUGCAAGACACAGGAGUUUACAAAGCUGCCCACUAGCAAAGAAGAGGAAACUUCAGCAUGUAGAAACAGAGCAUCUGGCACCCAAGAGGAAAUCCCAUCCCCUGAAGCUCACCCUUGACGAAGGCUAUAAUGUUGACAGUGAUGGGAGUGAAGAGGCAGAAGCGAAGGAGGAGUCUGUGACGGACGAUUCAGAAGGCACCCUGGAGGAGGAUGAAGGAGAAGCACUUGCACCAAAGGAGGCUUCCAGCAGCCCUCCCCCAGAAGAAGGCCAAAGAACAGAAGGAACUCUUGUGUCUAAAAGGCAAGUGUCUGAAAGUGAAGGACAAGUCUCCAGCAGUGGGGGAAACACAGUGCACUUGCUCCAUGAAGGAGCAGCAGAAGAAGAAGAGGAGGAAGAGGAGGAAGAGGAAGAGGCAAUUGAGGAGGAAUGUGAAAAGGAGAUCAUCAUCCACACGGAGGAUGCAGAAGAAGUCAUUGAGGUCACCAGCGAGCGCAGCAGUGAUUUGUGCCUGGAACAUCGGGAUGAUGAGGUGAGCUACGAGGAAUCGUGCAAACUGCAAAAGGAGGAGGAGGAGGAGGAGGAGGAGGAGGAGGAGGAGGAGGAAGAAGAUGAAGAAGACCAUGAAGAAGAAGAGGAGGAAGAGGAGGAGGAGGAAGAAGAAUAUGAGGAGGAAGAAGAAGAGGAAGAGGAAGCAAUGGCUGAAGUAAUCUGUCAAGAAGCUCCUCACACAUCUCAGGAUACCCCCAAAACCCACUGUGAAAGACAGAUGGUCAACCCCAAGCCGGAAUAUUCUGUCAUUGUGGAGGUGAGGUCUGAUGAUGACAAGGAUGAUGAUUCGCACUCCCAGAAGUCCACUGUGACUGAUGAAUCCGAGAUGUAUGAUAUGAUGACUCGGGGGAACCUGGGGCUGUUGGAGCAGGCCAUUGCACUGAAAGCUGAACAGGUCAAGGUGGUGAGGGAGCCUAGCCAGCAGCUGACAGGAGAGCAUGCAAAACAUUUCCAAACUGAGGAGAAGCAAAACAAAACCUUGGAUUCCAUCAGGAAGAACUAUUACAGCAAAGAUUCUUCAAGACCUGAGAAGCGUGAAAUCAAAUGUCCAACUCCAGGCUGUGAUGGCACUGGCCAUGUCACAGGACUUUAUCCUCACCAUCGCAGUUUGUCUGGCUGCCCGCACAAAGACAGGAUCCCUCCUGAGAUCCUGGCCAUGCACGAGAAUGUAUUAAAAUGCCCAACACCUGGAUGCACCGGACAGGGCCAUGUAAAUAGCAACCGCAACACUCACCGAAGCUUAUCUGGGUGUCCCAUUGCAGCUGCAGAAAAAUUAGCCAAAACUCAUGAGAAGCAACAACCCCCAACCAGUGACCCUUCAAAAAAUCACUCAAAUUCAGAUCGGAUACUCAGGCCUAUGUGUUUUGUGAAGCAACUGGAGGUGCCUCAGUAUGGAAGUUACAGACCCAAUAUGGUUCCUAGCACGCCAAGGGCCAACUUGGCCAAGGAGCUGGAGAAAUACUCCAAAGUCACCUUCGAUUAUGCAAGUUUUGAUGCUCAGGUUUUUGGCAAACGCAUGCUUGCCCCAAAGAUUCAGACUAGCGAAACCUCACCUAAAGCCUUUAAAUGCAAACCUUUUCCAAAGGUUUCCACUUCCCCCAGCCACAGCCCCUCCAGCAGUUAUGUGAAGAACACUUCGUCUUCAUCCACAGGCUUCGACUACGCCCACGAUGCCGAAGCUGCGCAUAUGGCUGCCACUGCCAUUUUGAACCUCUCCACCCGUUGCUGGGAAAUGCCUGAAAAUCUCUGCACCAAGCAACAAGAUCUCUCCAGCAAGUCAGAGCCCGCAGCCCGUUCAUUUGCCUCCUCAGAAGUAGAUGAACAAGAAGUUCCAGAAGAAAACUUUGAAGAAAGAAAGUACCCAGGGGAAAUCACCUUAACCAACUUCAAGCUUAAGUUCCUUUCCAAGGAGAUCAAGAAAGAGCUACUCACUUGCCCUACCCCAGGCUGUGAUGGCAGCGGACACAUCACGGGAAAUUAUGCUUCUCAUCGCAGCCUUUCUGGUUGCCCCCUUGCUGACAAGAGUCUCAGAAAUCUCAUGGCUGCCCACUCUGCUGACCUCAAGUGCCCAACUCCCGGCUGUGAUGGAUCCGGUCAUAUAACAGGAAAUUACGCAUCACAUAGGAGUUUAUCAGGUUGCCCUCGUGCCAAGAAAAGUGGAAUGAAAAUCACACCCACAAAGGAUGACAAGGAGGAUCCUGAGCUGAUGAAGUGCCCUGUUCCUGGAUGUGUUGGACUCGGACACAUCAGUGGCAAAUAUGCCUCCCAUCGCAGUGCCUCAGGUUGUCCCCUUGCAGCCCGGAGGCAGAAGGAAGGUUCUCUCAAUGGCUCAACCUUUUCAUGGAAGUCACUUAAGAAUGAGGGUCCAACCUGCCCAACUCCAGGGUGUGAUGGUUCAGGUCAUGCAAAUGGAAGCUUCCUCACUCAUAGAAGCUUAUCGGGGUGUCCAAGAGCUACUUUUGCUGGAAAAAAAGGGAAAAUCUCAGGGGAUGAUAUUCUCAACACUAAAUUCAAGACCAGCGAUGUUCUAGAGAACGAUGAAGAAAUCAAACAGUUAAACAAAGAAAUCAGCGAGCUGAAUGAAUCCAACACUGAGAUGGAAGCAGCCAUGGUGAAACUGCAGUCACAGAUCUCCAGCAUGGAGAAAAACCUCAAGAACAUUGAGGAGGAGAACAAGAUGAUAGAGGAGCAGAAUGAAGCCCUCUUCCUUGAGCUCUCAGGGCUGAGCCAGACUCUUAUCCAAAGUCUUGCCAAUAUCCGCCUUCCACACAUGGAGCCAAUCAGUGAGCAGAACUUUGAUGCCUACGUGAACACUCUUACUGACAUGUACACCAACCAGGAAUGCUACCAGAAUCCAGAAAACAAGGAUCUGCUGGAAAGCAUCAAACAGGCCAUUAAAGGAAUUCAGGUCUAAGAAGUGGGACAAAAAAAGAAAAGGAAACUUAAAGAGAGCAAGAGAGUGAGAGAGAGAAGAUGUUAGAAUAUCUGGAAGACUUUAGAAGACCUUCACUCAGGUUUAUUUGUUGAAUGAAUGAAUUA
Molecule: messenger RNA, 3166 nt
Organism: Python bivittatus (Burmese python)
Lineage: Eukaryota; Metazoa; Chordata; Lepidosauria; Squamata; Pythonidae
Source: RefSeq, a predicted model, not a curated record